This is a messenger RNA of Etheostoma spectabile (orangethroat darter), 6417 nucleotides long. Its product is annotated as band 4.1-like protein 1. The record is from RefSeq and is a predicted model, not a curated record. Gene Ontology annotation, molecular function: structural molecule activity; actin binding. The coding region runs from base 317 to 4120 and encodes 1267 amino acids. NCBI's taxonomy places the organism in Eukaryota, Metazoa, Chordata, Actinopteri, Perciformes, Percidae. The transcript is spliced from 24 exons. Gene Ontology annotation, cellular component: cytoskeleton; plasma membrane. Gene Ontology annotation, biological process: actomyosin structure organization; cortical actin cytoskeleton organization.
CGAAAAAUCAGUAAAGCAAGUGGUAAGGCGCUGCAUGUCAUGAGCGGAGCGGUCAUAUCACGCACAACGUUAGGAGUUCCCUCGCAUACGGUGAAAACGCCCCUCUACUCCCUUCCUAGCUGUUUCCGUCCGUAAGCAUCUCUCUGCCGGCUUGUGCCUGUCUGCUGUCCCAGCCUGCAGGGCUACACCUCCCGGCAGAGGAAAGGCGCUACGGGGCGGUGGCGUCCGUCUUCCAGUUUUCUGCAAUCUCAAUGAUCACAAUCUGGAUUGAAGCUUGACACCCGGACCUGACAGGACAGGACUGCAGUCCAUUUCUAUGACAACAGAGACGGCUUUGGCUGGGGAAUUGAAGAACGCAAUGGAGGGUGACGCCAUGAGAACCAAUCAGGUUCUUGAGGACCAGGGGGACAUGGAUGAUAGUUCAGAGAAGACCCCCAGCAAAGCAUCCAAAUCCCCCCAGAAAAGCAGCAAGCGGCCCAAGACCGUUCCUGUCAAAAUCACUCUACUUGAUGGCUCGGACUAUGAGGCUGGAGUCGAGAAAUUUGCCAGGGGCCAGACCCUGCUGGACAUGGUGUGUGGCCAUCUGAACCUGCUGGAGAGGGACUACUUUGGCUUGACUUUCCAGGACACAGACAACUCCAAGCAUUGGUUGGAUCCUUCCAAAGAGAUUAAGAAGCAAAUUCGGGUUGGUUCCUGGAUAUUUGGAUUUUCUGUCAAGUUCUACCCUCCAGACCCGUCUGUACUCAUUGAAGACAUCACCAGGUACUACCUGUGCCUGCAGCUGAGGGAUGACAUCCUGUCGGGUCGUCUGCCCUGCUCGUUUGUCACCCACGCCCUUUUGGGCUCCUACACUGUUCAGGCCGAACUAGGAGACUACGAGCCAGACGAACACGGUCCAGACUACGUCAACGACUUCCGCUUUGCACCCAACCAGACACGUGAGCUGGAGGAGAGAGUGAUGGAGCUGCAUCGUAACUACAGGGGAAUGAGUCCAGCAGAUGCAGAGGUAAACUUUCUAGAAAAUGCCAAGAAGCUUUCUAUGUAUGGAGUUGACCUGCAUCAUGCAAAGGAUUCAGAAGGAAUUGACAUAAUGCUUGGUGUGAGCGCCAACGGUCUGCUAAUCUACCGAGACCGUCUAAGGAUUAACCGGUUUGCCUGGCCAAAAAUCCUCAAGAUCUCCUAUAAGAGAAGUAACUUCUACAUCAAGAUCCGUCCCGGAGAGUAUGAACAGUUUGAGAGCACCAUAGGCUUCAAGUUGCCCAACCAUCGGGCCUCGAAGCGAUUGUGGAAGGUCUGCAUUGAGCACCACACCUUCUUCAGGUUGGUUUCCCCAGAGCCGCCACCCAAGGGCUUCCUGGUGAUUGGCUCAAAGUUCCGCUACAGCGGGCGGACCCAAGCCCAGACCAGACAGGCCAGUGCUUUGAUUGACAGGCCUGCUCCACAGUUUGAGCGGUCCGUUAGCAAGCGGUACAUGCUGCCCCGAAGCAUUGAUGGAGCCUCAACUCUAGGCUACAGUAUGGACCAGCUGUCCCAGCGAAGCUCCAGUGAACGCACACAGUUCAUGUCCAGAGAAGACCUGGACCAGGAGGGCAGCCUGGACCUGGACCACGAUCAAUACCACAUUCAGGACCAAGACCAGGACCAGUACACAGAUCAGGAGCUUGAUAGUCAGGAUCAAGAUCAAGUUCAGAAGCACACUUGGGGUGCCCACAUCUCAACACCCACCAGGACUUUGGAGCUCAAGGGCGAGGAGGAAGGCUCCCCUUUAGACUCCAAACCAGAGGAUCUGGCCACCCCUCGGCCCAAACAGGAGCAGCAGUUUUUGGAUAAGCCAGAAGAUGUUCUACAAAAGCACCAAGCCAGCAUCAAUGAGCUGAAGAGGGCUUUAAGGCAGCCUAACAGCAAGAUGGCCCAGAGGGAGAAACGCCUCUCAUCAGCUACUCCUCCCGGAGGAACCCCCGAGCGAAAACCAGCGACCGCUGAUGCCAAAUUGAUUGACAAGCAGGAUGAUUGUGAAGAAGAGCUUGACACUUGGUCUAAAGUGGAAAUGAGUAAGACCUCUUCUAUGGGUGGAGACGCGUUCUUUGUGCCACCUUGGACUGAAGCAAAGAUGAAUUAUUGUCAAACAGUCAGGGACUCUUUAAAAACUCAAUGUGGGACAUCUCAGAAACAGGACACAGACUUUACACCAACAGGACUAACGGAUAUGAACCAGGUGGAUAAUACAAUAGCAACUAACGGGCAUCACGAUUCUGUAUUGGCGAGGAAUGCCAUUCAUGAAAAUGGAUACGGAUCUCCACAUGACAAACAGGGCAGUGCAAUCAACAGAGAUAUGAGGCAUUGUCAGUAUGAGCACAACAUUCAUCGAGUGAGACCAAAGAACUUUGAAAGUCCAAUGGCUGUGGAUUCUCUCCCAAAAGGUAAAGGAGGCAGGAUUGAGAGUGAUGCGAGUCAUUGUGAUACUUGGAAAACAAAAGACCUGAGCCCUGUGGGAGACUGCAACAUAACUGGGAACUCACGCUCAGACGUCCCCAAAAUAGUUCCUCUCAAGCCACAGAGAUCAAAGAAGUCUUUGAAUAAGGAGAACACAGGGGAUAUGAACCCUCAAACUCAAAGUGGGUCUGAUAGAGGCAUCUGUGGUGUGACUGGGGAUCUACAGAUGACAAAAUCCAAAGACGGAUCCUUUGAGGAAGGGAGGAGAGUGGAUAGCAAUGCUGUACUGCAGUCUGCCACAGAUGUUGUCAAGGAAAACACAUGGGCCACCAAAUACCACAGUCAGGCUACAAUGUCAUAUCAACAGCAAGGUUUACUACAUCAACAGAUUAAGAAUGAACUGUUUGGACAACAGGAGCUCAGAGACUGCAGAGGCACAACUGGACAAAGUCUGUGGACAAGAGGAGGACAUGAAGACCAUUUUCAGAAAAGCUCCGAGAUUAAAGAGAAUCUCUUCCCUAGUUCCAAAUUUCCAACAGCUCCCCCUCGAACUCUCCCGCUGAAAACACAGUGGUCCCGAGACAGACAGAGCAACGUGGACAGCAGCCACAUCCACCACAGGACGCCCAGCCAAGAAACAGCCAAGCGGAAGCAAGUGGACACACCUCCCACACCGGCUAUUCAUGAGGAACCUUUCAACGAAGCUUCAAGGGAACCAUGGGAAAGACGUCUAGGCUCCGUCUCCGAGGACGACCAGGACCAUGAGAUCCUGUACCUGAAGGAGACCCACCUGGGCAUCGAGCGCAAAUGUUCCAGCAUCACGGUCAGCUCUACAUCCAGCUUGGAGGCCGAAGUAGAUUUCACCGUCCUCACGGACCUGCAUACGGGCAUGGAGGAGUUUUCCAGGGGCAUGACAGAGCUGGGGGAGAGGGAUGUGUCACCUGAUGUAGGUCUAUGCUUUGGCAUGGACUUCCUCCAGCAGCAGUGUCCCUCUGAACCCCCUCCUCCGCUGGUGUCCGCCCCUCUGUCCAGAGGAGCCAGCAGCAGCCCUCCUGCCAAACAUAUUCAGGCUGAAGAAGUCCGACCAGAAGUGAAACGGUCAGAUGUGCAGCCUGUAGUGCCCAAAAAACCAAAGAGGUCAGUGCCGGUGUCGUCAUCAGUGGACAGAGAGCAGUCGCACAGAGAAGCCAGUCGCGUCUCUGGCGUCACAGUGAUGAGCAGGGAGGCCAGUGAUGUCAUGCCUACACCGACGGUGAGGAAGACGGACGUCAAGACUGAGACUCAGCCCAAUGGGUCAGAGGUUACGACCACCAUCCUGGAGUUCACAGAUCAGGAUCACGGUAUCACUGGCCUGAGUGAAGUUUCUUACUCUACAAGGCAGAGUGUUUCCCCUGUGCAUAUGAGCAGUCUUGCAAGAGAGGCGUCAGGGUCGCCCAUCCUCGUUACUGAGAAUGUUACCUCGGCAACCACUCACGUCACCAAAACGGUGAAAGGAGGAUAUUCAGAGACCAGGAUCGAGAAGAGGAUCAUAAUCACAGGAGACGAUGAUGUUGAUCAGGAACAGGCUCUGGCUAUUGCAAUACAGGAAGCCAAGCAACAGCAUCCAGACAUGCAGGUGACCAAGGCAGUUGUUGUCAGGGAAACAGAAUCAUCCACUGAGGAUCGACACGGGGCAUCAGAGUCCUGAUUUCCUGAGACAAGAUCGCCCCCCUUUGGACCGAAAGUGUCAGUGCCAGACCUGAAAUUGCCAUCCACCAUCCCUACUGAUAGACUACUGCCAGUGGUGCUCAAAUGGAGCCUCUUGUACACACACACACACACACACACACACACACACACACAAAGCUGAAACAAGACUCUUCUGAAAUUCUUUUUAUUUUCAUUCAAACAUUUCACUUUUCAAAUCAUUCUAGUUCAGCAGAGUGAUUUGGCUGGCUACAAAAAAAAACUAACAUUCAUGGUCCUUGAUUGGUCAACAAUAUGCCACCAGAAUUCCAAACAUCUGGAACAACUAAAGAGAAAAAAUCCGAAUCCAACUAAAUUCCCUGCAAACCUCUCAUGCCUCUAUGUUCAAGCCACUUGCUUAAGUAUUCCUCAAAGGUCUAAGGGAAUCUGUGCACUCAUUCACACUGUGGAAUAACCCGAGGCCAUGUGGGUACCCAUCUCACGCAGAAAGUAUCAUUUGUAAAAUAGAAAAGAAAGGGUCAUGCACCUAGGAGUGCCGUUUACAUGUCUGUGCUGCUGUACUGAAAAACAAGAAAUCAUGAGAUCCCUGCUGUGUGUUGGAAAAAAAAAAAACUGCUGUAAAAACCUACUGUGUGUGUGCUUACGUGUAAUAAGUAAAUUAAUCCAUUACAUCUAGCUCCAGUACUGUUAAAGGAUCCAGUGAAGCAGGGUUUAGCGAGAGCAGAGCAAAUCCUGCUUUUAGUUUUCACUCUUGCAUAGCCUGUCUAAUGAACAAAUGAGCUUUGUCCCACCCCCUUCACGUUGACUGAUGAGGAUGCUCUGAGCAGAACGGAUCAUGUAGAGCAACAAGGUCCUCUGGUGGUGCUCGUUCAAUUUUUCAGAGCUUGUCUGAUUACUAUACUUCCCUCUAUCUGUCUCACCUGAAAGAUUUGACUUCUGUAAAAUGUAUUGGACCAUGGUGUGUCAGUUGCUGCAUCAUGAUGGACUUUGAUUGGACUGUUAGAGAAUGGACUGUGUAUGUGUCUGGAUAUUAGGAGCUGUGAACACACAGUGUACCUGUCGUAUUUAUUCAAAUGGUGGUGAUGUAGUUUCUGAGCAUGCUGGUGUUUCAGAAUCAGCCCAGUUUCCUUUCCCAGCCUUUAGAUAUGCUUUCAGAAUCCAGCUGCAUAUAAUACCACUUGUGUAGUCAGUACUUAGAGUAGACUCACACCCUUGUUCAAGUCACAGAAUGGGCGGCUGCAUCAGUAAAACUAGUAUUUGAGAUAAUGUUUGCAUGAUAAUUUCUUGCAUUAUUAGACUGUAAUUAAAUAAUAUGAAUAUUAAUUCUAGGACGGAUGGCUCGUGAUGAUCAAGAUAUAAAGGCUGUAUUUACUUUUGUAAGUAUUCACAAUGUGAAGUCGAAUCUGAGGUCUGACAAGUAAAAAAAUAAAUUAAAAAAAUAGGAAAUUCAGCUUCCUUUAUAGGAAAUGAACAGUAUUUAUCAGAAAUAGUGGGAAAUAUCAAGCACACAUUACACUCCUUUUAGUAAUCCCAAGAUGCAAUGACAGCACAGUGGCUACUGUUUUAUCUCAUUCAAGCCACUGGUGCUGUUAUUACAUAUUGCCUUGCUUUUAAUUGAAUCCACCCCCCCCCCUUAAUGAAAAAUGAAGUAGGACUGUCAUGCCUACAUUCAGUUGUGGUAACUGAUAUUUUCUCACGGCUUUUUAUUGUACAACACAUUCUCUUUAUCUUUUCACACAAUUUGCAGAAAUGGUAUUAUGCAUCACAACCCUUCCAUUACUCUUUCAAGGCAAAGAACAGUGUUAUAAAUAAAAUAUACAGUAGGAGCAGAAUCUUUGGAAUUGUAGUUUUGUGGGAUUUGGUACAUGAAUGUUAGCGGGAUGCCAAAGGCACGUGCUGUAGUGUGCUCAUUAAGGUAGCAGUGAAAUUGUACAAACUCUGAUUUUAUAUGAAAAUAUUUGUAUGAACAAGCUACUUUUGAUUACAGAGUUUCAAGAAAGUCAAAUGCAUAAACUUGACACGGCAAGGGUUCCCUUUAAUUAUGGUGUCUUUAACUUUACUUGCAAAAUACCUGUCCUUCUUGCAAAAGUCACACGUUACAUAUUAAUCCAUACAUGCAGCAGCAAAUUCAUUCAAUUGAGAAAAAAUUAUGUCAGGUUUAUGAGGGUUUUACUGAGGUAGAACUUUGGCUUUCAGACACUGAACUUCUCCUGUCAACAUUCACGUGUAGUGUUAUUCCCAUUGUAUUUCAUAUUUUGGUUCCAAAUCCUCUAAAGUGAUGAUCAAUUAUGGAUCUGG